CUAAAACUACUGUAGGCUUGGAUUUGGAUUGUAAAAUUAACAUAGAUUAGUAUUUAAGAAGAAAUAACUUGUGUUGAUCACAUCUUCGUCUGAGGGACUACGGGGAAUAUAUAAAAGGAAGCUAAGUGGGACCAAGAUUAAAAGGUUACAUCCAGCUCCUCCCUCUAGAAAUCCUGAGAAGACCCAAUGGAGCCAAUUGUUAGCUACAAAUAUAAUACGGCUUACCCAAGCAUUGGCAAGUGUAUUAUAAUUAACAACAAGAACUUUCUGCAAAAGACAGGCAUGUCUUCUCGGAAGGGAACGGAGAAAGAUGGGGAAAAUCUUAAGAAAACUUUUGAAGACUUGGGUUAUAAUGUCAAGGUCUUUAAUGACCAGACUUGUAAUCAGAUUGAGAGCUGUUUACUAGCAGUUGCCCAGGAAGACCACAGCAAAGAGGCCUCUUUUGUGUGCGCGCUGCUGAGCCACGGAGAUGAAGGAGUGCUCUACGGAACGGACGGUUGUAUCACAAUGAAAAAACUGACCAACUGUUUUGGGGCAGACUACUGCGCAACACUGGUUGGAAAGCCAAAAAUGUUUUUCAUACAGGCUUGCAGAGGAUCCGGACUAGAUGCAGGCAUUGAAGCAGACAGUGCUGAAGAUGAAACUCAUUAUAAUGAUUUCCCUAAAGAACCUGAUUUCUUAUUUGCGUAUUCCACAGUGCCAGGUUACUUUUCUUGGAGGAAUACCGGCAUGGGCUCCUGGUUUGUCCAAUCCCUGUGCUGUGUUCUGGGAAAAUAUGGCAAGGAGCUGGAGCUUAUGAAAAUCCUCACACGUGUCAACUACAAGGUGGCACUGGGGUUUGAGUCCUGCUCAAACACUCCAGCCUUGAAUGCUAAGAAACAGAUACCAUGUAUUGCUUCCACACUAACUAAUGAAUUUUAUUUCUAAAGUUUACAAAUUUUGUUUUGCUAGAAUGGAAACAUCUGUUGGUAACCCAUUGGUUCAAAUAGUUUACUGUCUCUCCAGUCACAAGGAAAACUCAAAGAGAACACUUGUAAACCUGAUGGAUCAUUAUUAAACUGGUCAUUUUUGUUCAUACAAGAUCUACACAAAAUAAUCUGAAAAAAAAUAGAAUGCUGCAAGGUAGUAUGUGCACAGGGAAUGUUGUUUUCUGCAAAGUAAAUUAUACGCAAAAAAUGAACUUGUACAGUAUUGUCAGUGUUUGGCACUGUUUGCAAAAAAACAUUGUAUAGAAUAAUGUUAGUGACCUCUGAGUAAUUGUUGUAUAAUAAAACAUUUUAA
Acipenser ruthenus (sterlet) is the source of this 1281-nucleotide messenger RNA. Its product is annotated as caspase-7-like. The record is from RefSeq and is a predicted model, not a curated record. Bases 187 to 927 code for a protein of 246 amino acids. The transcript is spliced from 6 exons. Gene Ontology annotation, cellular component: cytoplasm. NCBI's taxonomy places the organism in Eukaryota, Metazoa, Chordata, Actinopteri, Acipenseriformes, Acipenseridae. Gene Ontology annotation, biological process: neuron differentiation; erythrocyte differentiation; proteolysis.